UUCAAAGAUCCUUCUCUUGUGAGGAAGCAGCUGUCUCUUGCUGCCGUACACAGGGUCUGUCUGAAGAUUUUGCUCAUCAUGGCUGAAACUGGAAGUUGCACGUCUGUCAUUAACUUGCGUUACCAAGAUGGCAGCGAGGGAAGCCCCUCCAACCCUGCCAAGUUUAAAAAUCAAGAUUUUGCUCAGAUAAAAGCUGACUGCCUCCACAGCGGGCGACUGUUUGUGGACAACACCUUCCCACCUAACAGUGGUUCUUUGGGUGACCUGCCUGAUCUGAGCACCUCGCAGGAGAACGACGUGGAAUGGCUUCGACCGGCAGAGAUUUUGAAAUUACAAAAAAUCAAUGAUGAGCCUGCUUUCUGUAUUGAUGGAGCCUCACGAUUUGACUUCGGGCAAGGCCUUGUGGGUAACUGCUGGUUUCUUUCUGCAAUAUCAGCACUGACGUUUAAAAAAAAACUGUUGGCACAAGUUGUGCCGUUGGACCAGUCCUUCAAGAAUUACGCAGGAAUAUUUCACUUCAGGUUCUGGAGGUUUGGAAAGUGGGUAGAUGUUAUCAUUGAUGAUUAUCUGCCAACAAUCAACAAGCAGUUGUUGUUAGCGCAUAGCAAAUGUGGAAAUGAGUUCUGGGUUCCACUGCUGGAGAAGGCAUAUGCCAAAAUUUGUGGUUCAUAUGCAGACUUGCAUUGGGGGUCACCAUCAGAAUCCUUCAAAGACUUCACUGGAGGGGUGACCAUGACUUACAAACUCAGGGAGGCCCACUCAGCAGGCCAUGAUGCAGAGCUGUGGCUCACGCUCAAGAGAGCUAUUCAGUGUAAAUCACUGAUUUGCUGUGGGACUUUCCCAAAAGGGGAUGCUUUGGUCAACACUGUUUCUCACACUGGACUGGUGGAUGCUCACGCUUAUUCUGUCACAGCUGUCACUGAGGUGGAGUUAUACAGCUCCAAAGUAAGACUGGUGCGACUCAUCAACCCCUGGGGCAAACAGGAGUGGAAUGGAAAGUGGAGCGACAAGUCAGAUUUGUGGUACAAAGUGAGGAUAGAAGAUCGGAAAAAAUGUUUCAACCGCGAGGACGGAGAGUUCUGGAUGCAACUGGAGGACGUCUGUUACUAUUUCAGCUAUUUAUCCAUCUGCUGUGAGAACCCUAACUUCAUAGACGGUGACCUUAAAUGUCAGUGGAAAUGCAUGACUUACGAUGGCAGCUGGGUAGCAGGGAGAUCUGCAGGUGGCGGCGUGAACAACUCCACCUUUGCAACAAACCCUCAGUAUCGCAUCCAGGUGAGUGUUAUAGACAAGGAAGAGCCAGAAGACAAAAACGUCUUGCUCUCCCUGAUGCAGAAACCUCAGCAGGGGCAACGCAGACAGAGACGAUUCUACCCCAUUGGACUAACCAUUUAUAAGAUUCCACCAGGGACCCCGCAAGGACACCUAGGGUCCUCUUUUUUUGAUGGUAAUAACCCCCUGAAGACACCCAAUUUUUACAGCUUCAACAGCGAUCUGACCGAACUACACAGUCUGGAACCUGGAGAGUAUGUGAUCAUCCCGUCCACCAUGAAACCCAACAUGACUGCCGAUUUCGUUCUUACUGUCUACACCAAGGCUGAUGUUGAGAUCAGCUCCCACAGUGGAGGUGAUGAAGAGGAGGAAUUGAUUCUUCCUCAGAUCCGAGACAAGCCCAAAGAGGAGACCACAGAUAAGGACGCCAGCCUUAUUUCCUUGUUUAACCUGUAUGCAAAUCAGAAUGGUGAGCUGCUUGCUGGACAACUCCAGAAACUCCUGAAUGACAGGUUCCCUCAUGGAACCUUGUAUGGCUUUGGUUUGGAUACCUGCAGGAGUAUGAUUGCUUUGGUGGAUCUUGACCAAAGGAUGACAAUGUCUUUUACUGAAUUUUUGAUUCUUUGGAACAAGAUUCAAGAAUACAAGAAACUCUUCCAUCAAUCUGAUCUUAAUCAAAGUGGAUCCUUGACUGACUUCGAGCUCCAGAGAGCAGUUGAGGCUGCAGGUCUGAACGUGAAUGACAGGACGGUGAGGCUGAUGAUGUUUCGGUAUUCACGCUUCUCUGUCACCACGUUGGAGGAUUUCAUCACUCUCAUGUUGCGACUGGAUAAGAUGUCAAACAUUUUCAAGGACAAAUCCUCUGAUGGAACAAUGCACUUGACCUGGGAUGAGUGGAGCAACAUCUCCAUGUACAACUAGACCAAAGUGAGCUCAGGAGAGCUGCAGGAGAAGACUACAACUAGACUUGCAUGGGAGCUGGAUGAUUUGUAUAGAAGUAGCAAACAUACUACUAACCAUUACUUAUACUUGGAGCUAGAGAAAGGAUUUUCUUUUUCUUUUGAAAAGCAAAUAAGCGAACUAGAAUUUUUUGGACACUCACUGUUAUCAUUUGUUCAUGUAAGAAUGAGUGCUUUGCAAAAUUACACCUUGAAGACUUUACUUAAUCUUUACAUAAAGCCAAGUGUAUCAUAUUUGAUAUGCAACUCAAAUCAAACUCUCUGCUCUCUAGUUCAAUAUGAAUUCAGCAGUGUCAAGCCUGCUUGCAGUGACAGUAAUCUGCUAUGGCCACACGAUGCCAGUCAUGUAAAGGAUGGAUGCAAAGUAGAAGAAACUGUAUAAGCUGUUUGAGAUGUAAGGGGUGAUAUUACUUUUACUCUGAAAGGUUUUAACUGAUGUCUAUUUUUAAAUUUAAUUCGACAGGGAAACUGGUUGCCUUGCUUGCCCCAACAGAAAGCCACUUGUUCAUGCACUGUAAAAUUAUCUAUUUUCAUCUGCAACUUUUCUUUUUGGAUUUUGAUCUGUGGAUUUGAUGCAUUGCCCUCUCUGUUUUCUAUUAUUCAUUUCUUUAUAUGCUCCCUUCUAUGAC
Oreochromis aureus is the source of this 2860-nucleotide messenger RNA. RefSeq names its product calpain-1 catalytic subunit-like. Bases 79 to 2193 code for a protein of 704 amino acids. The transcript is spliced from 22 exons. Gene Ontology annotation, cellular component: cytoplasm. Gene Ontology annotation, biological process: proteolysis. NCBI's taxonomy places the organism in Eukaryota, Metazoa, Chordata, Actinopteri, Cichliformes, Cichlidae. Gene Ontology annotation, molecular function: calcium ion binding; calcium-dependent cysteine-type endopeptidase activity. The record is from RefSeq and is a predicted model, not a curated record.